Molecule: messenger RNA, 1323 nt
Organism: Talaromyces amestolkiae
Lineage: Eukaryota; Fungi; Ascomycota; Eurotiomycetes; Eurotiales; Trichocomaceae
Exons: 3
Coding region: 1-1323 (440 amino acids)
Biological process (GO): ubiquitin-dependent endocytosis
Cellular component (GO): cytoplasm; plasma membrane; cytosol
Molecular function (GO): protein-macromolecule adaptor activity; ubiquitin protein ligase binding
Source: RefSeq, a predicted model, not a curated record
AUGGCGCCGAUGCAACAGGAUAGAAAACGGCUGAAUUUUAAGAAUUUGUUGCUGCCGUCUUCACAGUCGGGGCUGUCGACAUCGAUUGUACUCUUAGAACAGGCCAUCUUCGUCAAUGCCUCGUUGUCUUCACCAUCGGUACUGCGAGGAUGCGUCAAUUUAGAUAUUUCGAAAAAUGUGCAGCUUCGAGAUUUGUGCAUCAAUUUUACCGGUGUGAAUAGCGUGCAGAAAUUUGGCCGCUUGUAUGAUAAAGAACGAGUGAUAGAUCAAACAUGGCUUGUUCCCCGCCUCGAGGCUCGCCMCUCUUCAUCUCAAGUACACACCAUCCACCCACACGAGACCGACCACAAAAAAUGGCCAAUUCUCGAACCAGGCCAUUAUGUAUACGAUUUUGAAUUGUCUUUCAACGAACCUCUGCCGGAAACAUUCAAUGUCGGCGGAUGCAAACUCAACUACCAUAUUCAAGCUAUAGCAAAUUCCGGGCUCCGGCAGCAAAUCUCGCCGAAACAAGAAGUCACAGUCGUUCACUGUCCGCAUGACGAUAUCUAUCUUCACGAUUCGAAUCAAGUCACUCUAUCACGGAUAUGGAACAGACAAAUCAUGUACAACGUCGAAUUGGCUGACAAAGGCGCAGCUAUCGGUGGGAAUAUUCCGAUUUCUGUCCGCAUUGGAUGCUCAGAUAUUAUGUAUCUUGCUGUGCAAGUAUACUUGGCUCAGAAGAUAAAAUUUCCUGGCAUUCCGGGGAGGCAAUCACAACUACGGAAGAAGCUGUUGCUCAAGUCGAAAUGCAAUGAUUUAUCGACGGGCAAGUUUAGCGAAACGCCAUCGCUGAAUUUGGAUCGAGAGUCGAAUUUGAUCAUCAUUGCGGGCAGUGUGCCUUUACUUGACGAACCGAGUACGCAGUUGAGGUUGCAUCCGGAUGUGAAUUUUACAAAAGUAACGGCCAGCCAUACAAUACUCUUUCUCAUCGACAUCACCAUACCAAAUCCACAAGACAGCAAAAAGACUACCGUUUGUCGACUGACUGCCGAAACCCCAUUCCGUGUCCGCUCGUCACAGACGCAUUUGUGCGACUCAUCAGUUCCCCAAUACUCGGAAUCUCAUAAUCUGGCGGUCGACUCGGGAGAUUUCAACAGUUCCCGGCUGUUACCACCGCCGUUCCGUUCUGAGUCUCUAUCUCGACAUUCAUCGGAAGUCUCUGCAACGGAUUUGGAAGGAGACCGCUUUUCGCGGCCGACAUCAACCUGCUCACUGUCGACUGAGGAACUAUCCACAAUUCCGAUAUACCCGCCACCUGCAUAUAGUUCGAUCGCCGCGAGUUAA